Solanum verrucosum is the source of this 854-nucleotide messenger RNA. RefSeq names its product ribonuclease S-2-like. Lineage: Eukaryota; Viridiplantae; Streptophyta; Magnoliopsida; Solanales; Solanaceae. Gene Ontology annotation, molecular function: RNA binding; ribonuclease T2 activity. Gene Ontology annotation, cellular component: extracellular region. Gene Ontology annotation, biological process: RNA catabolic process. The transcript is spliced from 2 exons. The coding region runs from base 5 to 670 and encodes 221 amino acids. The record is from RefSeq and is a predicted model, not a curated record.
CAAGAUGAUUAAAUCACAACUCACUUCUGUUCUCUUUAUGUUUCUUUUUGCUCUUUCUCCUAUUUAUGGGGAUUUCGAGUUAUUGGAACUCGUUUCAACGUGGCCAGCAACUUUUUGCUACGCGUAUGGUUGCAAACGACCAAUUCCAAAUAAUUUUACGAUUCACGGGCUUUGGCCGGAUAACAAGUCCACAGUACUGAAUUUCUGCAAUUUAGUCCAUGAAGAUGAGUACAUUCCGAUCACGGAUCACAAGAUAUUAACUAAGCUGGACAAACGCUGGCCUCAACUCAGAUACGAUUAUUUGUAUGGCAUACGUAAACAAUAUCUCUGGAAAAAUGAAUUCGUAAAACAUGGAAGUUGUAGUAUAAAUCGCUACAAACAAGCAGCAUACUUUGAUUUAGCCAUGAAGAUAAAAGACAAGUUUGAUUUAUUGGGAACUCUUAGAAAUCAUGGAAUUAAUCCUGGUUCAACUUAUGAACUUGAUGAUAUCGAACGUGCUAUAAUGACAGUUUCUAUAGAGGUUCCUAGCCUCAAGUGCAUACAAAAGCCACUUGGAAAUGUGGAACUUAAUGAGAUUGGUAUAUGUCUAGACCCAGAAGCGAAAUAUAUGGUUCCCUGUCCACGAACUGGGUCAUGCCAUAAUAUGGGACAUAAAAUAAAGUUCCGAUGAUGAAUAAACUCUUUAAUUCACUUUCUUAUUUUGUUAUGAUAAGUAAAUUUAAAUGCAAAGUCUCCAGGCGAGAAGCCAAACGUUCCUCUGGCAGGUCACAAUGUUUAAUAUUAUGAGUAAAUUUCAUGUCAAUGCUCGAAUAGCAUUACUCAACUAAAUGAGAUUUGAAUAUGUUUAGAUCUAA